AAUCCAUCGCCGCCUGCUCGGCUCGGCUCAUCAUUCUCAUUCGCUCUCUCUGUUUUCGUCCUCAAGAAUGCCGAUCCUGACGCCCCAUCAACCGGCUGCAAAUUCCCCAGAUCCCAAGGCUCUCAUCCCGGGGCUCCCGACGACGUAGCGGAGCUCUGCCUCGUUCACCUACCCUACCCAUAUCAGGCUCUGGCCCGCUCCGUGUCCUCUUCCUGGAACAGAGUCCUCCGAGACCCCGGCUUCCUCCUCUCCAGGACGUCCCUCUCCCUCUCCCUCCCUUUCCUCUUCGUCUUCGCCUUCCACGAGACCACCUCCAGGAUCCAGUGGCAAGCCCUCGACCCCCGCUCGGGUCGCUGGUUCGUCCUGCCCCCCAUGCCCUGCCCCAAGUCCGCCUUCCCGCCCGCCUUCGCCUGCGCCGCCAUGCCCCGCCAGGGCAAGCUGUUCGUCCUCGGCGGCAUGCGCUCCGACACCGAGUCCCCCAUGCGGACCGCCGUCGUCUACCAGGCCUCCACCAACCAGUGGUCCACCCUGCCCCCGAUGCGGAACCCGCGGGCGUUCUUCGCGACCGGGGUCGUCGGCGAGGGCGGCGGCGGCGGGGGGAGGAUCGUGGUCGCCGGCGGGAGCGGCCCGGACCUGUCCAGCUCGACGGCGGCCGUGGAGUGCUACGACCCGAGGGAGGACGCGUGGCGGGAGGCGGCGGGGAUGGUGGGGAAGGGGAUGGUGAGGUACGACUCGGCGGUGGUGGCGGGGAGGAUGUACGUGACGGAGGGGUGGACGUGGCCGUUCAUGUUCACGCCGAGGGGGUCGGCGUACGACGCGGAGGGGGACAGGUGGCGGGAGAUGGGGGUGGGGAUGAGGGGGUGGACGGGGCUGAGCGUGGUGGUCGGAGAGCGGCUGUUCGUGAUAUCGGAGCACGGGGACCACCAGCUGAAGGUGUACGACCCCGAGGAGGACACGUGGAGGUACGUGGGAGGGGAUAAAUUCCCCUGCGAGAAGGUGCACAAGCCUUUCGCUGCGAGCGCCGUGGAGGAGAAAGAGGAGGCGCUGGAAGGGGUGAUCUACGUGGUGGGGAGCGGGCUCCACGUGGGGGUCGGCCGGGUUCGGGUCGGCGAGGACGGCGGGUUUUGGGUGGAGUGGCGAGUGCUGGCUGCUCCCGAAGCUUUUCAGGAUCUGUCUCCUUGUAAUUGUCAGGUGCUUUACGCCUGAACCCCAAGAUGAUUCUAAAAUGAAUAAAGUUGGUUUAAAUUAUAUUAUGUUGCGUGUCGCUACUCUGUGAUCAAUAAUUUAAAGCCAGGUGGAUACCUCCUCUUUGUUUUUCUA
Eucalyptus grandis is the source of this 1320-nucleotide messenger RNA. RefSeq names its product F-box protein AFR-like. NCBI's taxonomy places the organism in Eukaryota, Viridiplantae, Streptophyta, Magnoliopsida, Myrtales, Myrtaceae. Gene Ontology annotation, molecular function: protein binding. The record is from RefSeq and is a predicted model, not a curated record.